CAGCUGAUGUAUGAAAUAGCGGAAAACUCGAUUAUUAGCAGCGUGGUCGUCUUAGAGAGUAGAGGUUCGAUGUGCGCUUAUGUGUGUGUUUUGGCGUUAGCGUAGUGACUUUAUCGGCUUCGAGUGUACCUGAGUUCGAAUUUCCGAAAUGGACCCCAUCAGUGCCAGUUGUUUUAGUCUACAUGCCGAAGAAAACGCUAAAGCAAUAAUCGAAGAGAAAAAACGGGACGAGAAGUUCCACGAGAUUAUAGUGAGUUGUCGGUCUCUCAGUCGGUAUGAGGGGAGGACGAUCAAGACGCUGCUGCCUCAAAUUUUCGCGACUGUGGUGUCAGCGUCGUUUCAUAUAGUGGUGGGGAUAGCGUUGGCAUUCUCUGGGAUUUUGCUGCCGCAGUUGGAUGAAGAGGAGUUUCCGAUUACCCCGGCGCAACGACCAUGGAUUGCGAGUGUGAUAGUGUUGGCUGUGCCGAUCGGUGCCAUAACCGGUGGGUUUGUGAUGGACAGUAUAGGAAGACUGAAUACGGUUAAGUUGGCAGCGAUUCCUGGGGUGCUGGGGUGGACGUUGAUCGCCAUGGCUACCAACUUUCACAUGUUGGUGAUUGGGCGGCUGCUUACAGGGUUGGCGUCAGCUUUGGGGACCAGUCCGGCUAUUGUGUACCUAACAGAAAUAGCUAGGGCGGACAUGAGAGGCUCCUUGAUCUCCUUCGCCCCGGCGUAUGCCUCCCUGGGCAUGGUUCUCACAUUCCUCAAGGGCUGGUUCUUCAAUUGGCGCGUGGUGGCCUGGACAUGCCUCGGCUACACCGUCAUGCCCUGCAUUCUCAUAAUGUUCAUUCCCGAAAGUCCCGCCUGGCUGGUGUCCAAAGGGCGCGUCGAGCAAGCCAGUAAAGCCCUAGCGUGGAUCAACAAGUACCAACCCCAGCCAGAAAACAAACCACACACACUGGCCGAAAUGCAACUGGCCCAACUCCAGAGAGAGCACCAGAAGAAACUGGAAGCCUCUAUUUUGCACGGUCAGGGGGCCAUCUAUAAAGCCAAAGCGUUCCUUAAACCCACAGGCUACAAGCCCUUGUUGAUCCUGAUUGGGUUGUUUUUGUGCCAGCAGUUUUCGGGGAUUUAUAUCACGUUGUUUCACUCGGUGGAGUUUUUUCAGGCAGUCGGCAGCCCCGUCAACCCCUACCUCGCCUCGGUCCUCAUCAGCGCCGUCCGUCUCUUCAUGUCCAUCGUGGACACCUACCUCCUCCGCACCUUCCGUCGCCGCCCCCUCAUCAUGUCCAGCGGCCUCUGCAUGGCCGCCAGCAUGCUCCUCUCCGGCCUGUUCACCCUCUGGAUCCAAAACGGCACCACCGACGAAAAAUGGGUCCCCGUGGCGCUGCUCCUGCUCUACGUCAUCGCGUGCAUGAUCGGCCUCCUGCCCAUCCCCUGGACCAUGACCGCCGAACUGUUCCCCAUCGAAAUCCGGGGCGUGGCCCACAGCAUCGCCUACAGCAUGGCCAACAUCCUCAUGUUCGCGGCGGUCCAGAGCUACGAGAGCCUCAUGGACGCGUUCCACGGGGCCUCCGGGGUCCAGUUUUUCUUCGCCGUGGUUUCCAUAGUCGGCAUGAUGUACACGUUCGUGUUCGUGCCGGAAACGCACGGGAAGAAACUGACCGAGAUCGAGGACUAUUUCAACCACAACUUGAUCUACUUGGGGCAGGGGAAGAAAAAGAAGGUUGAGGGGAAGGAGGUGAGGAGCGACCGGGAGGCGGAGAAACUUAUGAGUGUCUGAUUGUCUCGAAUAGUAUUGACAGAGCUAUUAUUUAUUGAAAAGUGUUGAUAUUUUUUAUACUGUUUUUAUAUUGAGCUGUGCUAAGGCCUGGGGUUGGACUCGGGUUGCGAAAUCAGUAUACCUUGAAUAUUAGCUACUUAUAUACUUAGUAGGUACUUACAUGAAUCUUGUGAUAUUGUAUGACAAGUAUUAUAAUAAAUAGUUAAUUAGAUCAG
Zophobas morio is the source of this 1977-nucleotide messenger RNA. Its product is annotated as facilitated trehalose transporter Tret1-2 homolog. The transcript has 9 exons. Gene Ontology annotation, biological process: transmembrane transport. The coding region runs from base 149 to 1762 and encodes 537 amino acids. The record is from RefSeq and is a predicted model, not a curated record. Gene Ontology annotation, molecular function: transmembrane transporter activity. NCBI's taxonomy places the organism in Eukaryota, Metazoa, Arthropoda, Insecta, Coleoptera, Tenebrionidae. Gene Ontology annotation, cellular component: membrane.